AUGAAAGAAUUUAAAGAAGAUAAAAUUUUAUUAGCAUAUUGGACAUCAUUAUCUAAUGCAUUAAAAACUGUAGCAAGUGCUACAUAUGGUUAUAGUGGCUCUAGAUUUUCUCCUUUAUUUAAAAAAUCUGUAGCUUUGUCUAUAACUGCUUUUUGUCAUUCUACACUUAAAGAGAUUAUUGAAUAUCUGAAAAGUUUAGGAUAUGAGAUAAUCUAUGGAGAUACCAACUCAAUAUUUUAUAUAAUACCAAUAGUUUAUUUAAAAAAGUUAACAUAUAAAAGAGAAAAGAUUAAACGAACAAUAGAAAUCUUUUUAGAACUUGAAAAACAAGUUAAUAAAAAUAUAAUGGUACUUGAUUUUGUUCAAAAAAGAAUCAAUAGUGGUAAAUCAAUAGCACCAGAAAGAUUUUUUUACUAUGUUUUAGAUCUUGAUUAUAAAAAUAUAGGGUAUAAAAUUUGUUUGGUUAAUGAAUUUAAUUCCAACAAAGAUAAAAUAGAUUUACUUUAUUAUCUAAAAAGUUCAAAGGAUUUAUGUGAAAGUUUUUUUUCAUGUAAAAAGGGAGAAGCUGAAAAAAUAAUAAUUUCUUUAUAUAAAGAAAUUACUGAAAAAUCAGAACAAAUUAGGAUAGAUAAUAAUUUAAAUAUAAAUUUUAUAUAG
Messenger RNA from Racocetra fulgida, 657 nucleotides. Lineage: Eukaryota; Fungi; Glomeromycota; Glomeromycetes; Diversisporales; Gigasporaceae. The record is from the annotation of a GenBank genome assembly.